This is a messenger RNA of Coccinella septempunctata (seven-spotted ladybird), 1869 nucleotides long. RefSeq lists its product as uncharacterized. The transcript is spliced from 2 exons. Gene Ontology annotation, biological process: DNA integration. The record is from RefSeq and is a predicted model, not a curated record. Gene Ontology annotation, molecular function: nucleic acid binding. Lineage: Eukaryota; Metazoa; Arthropoda; Insecta; Coleoptera; Coccinellidae. The coding region runs from base 1 to 1869 and encodes 622 amino acids.
AUGGUCAAGAAAAAGGAUGGUAAACCCCGAUUUUGUAUAGAUUUCCGAAUUGUUAACAAUGUCUCCGUUAAAGAUGCCUAUCCGUUGCCUUAUAUUUCAGGAAUUUUAGACAAGUUGAGAAAAGCCAAGUAUAUAUCCACUAUUGAUUUGAAACAGGGUUAUUGGCAGGUACCGUUAGCCCCCGAGAGUCGACCGAUCACCGCAUUUACCGUCCCUGGCCGUGGGCUGUUCCAGUUCAAAGUAAUGGCUUUUGGUCUGCAUUCCGCACCGGCAUCCUUUCAACGUCUUUUAGACCGAGUUAUUGGCCCUGAGAUGGAACCAUAUGCAUUUGCGUACUUGGAUGACAUAGUAGUUCUUGGAGAGACAUUGGACGAACAUCUUGACAACCUAAGGAAAGUUUUCCACCGCCUCAGGGAGGCCAACCUGCAAUUAAAUCCGGAAAAAUGUGAGUUUGUAAGAAAAUCAUUGAAAUAUCUGGGACAUGUAGUAACCGAGGACGGCAUUUGUACCGAUCCUGAUAAGAUUUCAGCCAUAAAUGAGAUGCCUGCACCGAAAUCCGUACGAGAAUUGAGUUUCCUUGGUGUUGCUUCAUGGUACCGAAGAUUCAUCGAAGACUUCUCCAAAGUUGUGACUCCGUUGACCGCAUUACUCAAGAAGAAGCAAACCUGGAAAUGGGAGACCGCCAAACAGACCGCUUUUGAGACCCUGAAACAGAAAUUGACCCACUCACCGGUAUUGGCCUGUCCGGACUUUUCAAAACCGUUCGUCCUUCAAACCGAUGCAUCCGAUGCAGGACUGGGAGCUGCCCUGACACAGACCGUUGAUGGACAGGAAAAAGUAAUCGCUUAUGCUAGCAGGACCUUGUCAGGUCCAGAGAAAAAUUACUCUGUUACAGAAAAGGAAUGUCUGGCAAUACAAUACGACAGUCUAUCCAGAAAUCCGUUACCGACCACCGAGACUAUAUGUCUGACCGAGGAGACAGUAAGUUGUAAAUGGUACCGAAAGAAAUUGGCUGAGGUAAGAGCGAGUCCCGCAGCGUUUCCCGAUUACAGUAUUGUGUCCGGAAAAUUAUACCGCCAUUUUUGGGAUGCUGAUGAUUUUACCGAGCCUGAAUUCCGCAGUCCUUGGAAGCUAUGCGUUCCAAAGGACGACCGAAUAGAUAUUUUACAGGAAAACCACGACCGACCGACCGCUGGACACCUGGGGAUAGCGAAAACCAUAACCCGUAUAGCCCGAAAUUACUAUUGGCCAGGAAUGUUCAAGGAAAUAGCCCGAUAUGUCCGUAAAUGUGGUACGUGUCAGAGAUACAAAGUUCCGCAACAGAAACCCCCUGGAAAAAUGCAUCCGUAUGUGGUAAGAGAACCUUGGGAUACCGUUAGCACCGAUAUUGUGGGACCGCUUCCUCGUUCGAGAAAGGGAAAUUGUUAUUUAGUUGUGAUGCAGGACCGAUUUUCGAAAUGGGUGGAGGCCAGGCCCCUGAGAAGAGCAACCGCAAAUGGUGUGUACCAGGCUUUAUAUGAGGAUGUAAUCCUGAAGUUUGGAUGCCCGAAAACCGUGGUCAGUGAUAAUGGUUCACAAUAUGAUAGCCGAUUGUUCAAGGGAAGUCUGCGAGACCUUGGGAUCCGACAUUGUUUAGCACCAGUAUAUUCUCCCCAAUGUAACCCCGUAGAAAGAGUCAAUCGUACCCUCAAAACAAUGAUAGCCCAGUUCUGUGAAAAGGAUCAGCGUACCUGGGAUGAGCAUCUGAAGGAAUUGACAUUCGCAAUAAACUCUGCAAGGCAGGAGUCGACCGGAUACACCCCAGCGUUCCUGAAUUUUGGUAGGGAGAUGCCGUUUUAUUUUUCUUGCACACGGCAGAGGGGAGUGUGA